Messenger RNA from Mizuhopecten yessoensis (Yesso scallop), 1636 nucleotides. RefSeq names its product hemicentin-2-like. The record is from RefSeq and is a predicted model, not a curated record. Lineage: Eukaryota; Metazoa; Mollusca; Bivalvia; Pectinida; Pectinidae. The transcript is spliced from 7 exons. The coding region runs from base 117 to 1169 and encodes 350 amino acids.
ACAUCUAACUCCCCUGCUUCACCAACCCGGAUUUCCUUUUCUUAUCACACGACUAUUACAAGCGUACUUUUACUUUCAGAGAUGACAUUGAUUCGAUUCCUACCAUGAUCUGAUAUAUGUUUUAUAUUUACAAAAACCUGACUAACGAGAUGAAUUGUGAAGUCGUUAUGAUACUGUUAAUGACGAUACCAUACACCUUGUCUUAUGAGAUGAAAGACCAACUGGUUAAGCCUGGUGACACAGCCUUAUUCCGGUGUGCUGGUAGUCAGGAUGAGACGUCAUGGUUCAGGGGAACGGAAGUGCUGAGGGACGGAGGAAACAUUAAGAUAUCUGACAAACGAUUCACUUUCAGAGAUGAUGCCGAUGAUGAACAGCUGAUGGCAUUAUCUGACACAGUUUUUGGAGAUAGUAACUCGUAUGUGUGUCGGUCUAACACGGGAGAUAGAGAACCACUAGUGGCAUACACACUUGUAGUAUCAGAACCUCCAGCGAUCAGAGUAACUAAUGGCAGCUUCAGCGGACCGCUGGUGGAGGUCAAUGAAACCGGAAACGUGAGCCUGUGGUGUAAUGUAACCGGGGUUCCCCUACCCAGGAUAUCCUGGUAUGCCUACCUAAACAAGACCAACCCUAUCGAAAUCGGUAUUAAUGGACCAAAACUGCAAAUACGAAAUAUUUCGAGAUACUGUCCUUGGCGAUAUUACUGCGAGAUGGAAUUCGCUCAAUACGAGGACAUGACAUCAAAAAAGGAAAUGAACCUAACCAUUAAUUAUUCGCCGAGUGUUGUGCUGCAAAUCUCGAAGCGAUCUACUGAUGAAAUUGAUUGGCACUACAUAGAGUUAAACGAAACAGAAAAUAGUUUUGCAACGAACAUAACAGACCGGAUAAGCCUGCACUGCUUAGUCGAUGCCAGGCCUUACAACUCUAGUACAUGGCUAUUCAAUGGUACACCCUUCGUCACUCAUAGUCGUGUGGACAGUAAACCGAACAUAGGUUUUCAAGUUCCAUUCACUUAUGAGAUAACGGAAUUUAACAUCGCUGUUCAGGAACACUACAAGUUACUUAUGGUUGUAUUUAAAUUCCAGACAAUUAGAGCUUAUGGAGAGUUCGAGUGCCAGGCCCAGAAUGCAUUGGGAAUGCAAUCAGCAUCUUUUAGCAUACGUGAACCAUAGAAUCUACAACUUGUUCCUCUACACUGAUUUUGGUGACACUAAAGGAGAUAUACGCUUACAAGAAUCACAUGUUGUAAAUAACAUUUUUUUUUAUCACAUGAUUUUCGUAAUCAUAACUUAUGAUUGUGUAUUGUUUGUUCAUGUUGUACCCCAGAUUUGUUUAUCACACACAAUUUUGUUGUAAGUGCAAUGAUUAUUUUCACUCCGUUUUUUUCAAAUAAUAUUUUGUCAUUAUGUUGUAAGUGUCGAUGUUUCGACGAUUCUACAUGAGCUUUCUAUUUUAAAUUCCAUUAUCAAAAACUAACGCUUCAUUGUUUUUAUACAAAUGCUGAAAUUCAUUCGCCAUUUAUUCCUCCUUUUAUACUUUCAUGAAAGCAUAAUUAGUCCUGAUUCCUACAAGAGAACCAGAAAAUGAAAUAAUAAAUAAUGACUAGUUGAUUGGGAAAACAAAUAAAACUGUACACUAA